Messenger RNA from Babesia ovata, 1365 nucleotides. RefSeq names its product nucleoside transporter. The transcript has a single exon. NCBI's taxonomy places the organism in Eukaryota, Apicomplexa, Aconoidasida, Piroplasmida, Babesiidae. The coding region runs from base 1 to 1365 and encodes 454 amino acids. The record is from RefSeq and is a predicted model, not a curated record.
AUGGAUGACACCGUCGCUACUGUAGACAUGUCUUCGGGCGAAAACUUCGUCGAGAAGCAUGCCAGCAAUGAAUCUCCCAAGGAGAAGCUCAGCCGCGGCAUGCUGGCCUACUCGAUGAUAUCUUGCAUCUGCCAGGGGUUCUGUGUGCUGCUAUGCGUCCACAGCUCCUUUAUGCUUGCUGGUAUGGCGUCUGACGCUUUCGGGGUGUCCAACUUCGCUGGUAUGGUCGUCUACCUUCUAGAAGGUGCCUCGUGCCUCUUCAACAUCAUCGUCUUCUGGUGCAACGCCGUCAAGCCCUGGUUGCCGGUCGUCGUCUCGUUCGCGCAGGCGUUGGCGAGCAUCGCUCAGAUCAUCGUGUUGCAAAUGUGCGAGGGUGACACGGGUAAGUACGCCUACCUGGCUGUGGUCGGUGUGUUCGGUCUCAUCUUCGGUUGCAACGGUAUUUCAUCCUUCGCUCUCGCCGCCUUCGGACCCGUUAACAACCUCGGACCCUUCACCUUUGGUUACGCCCUUGGUGGUGUCCUGCCCUUCGUCUUCUCCACCAUAUUGAGGACCACUGUGUACACGGGAACUGACGCUGCUAGCGUCAAGGGUAUGAUGUCGUGGAUGUUGGGAUUCCUUGCCGUCAUGUCUACCGUCAGCGCGACCAACAUGGUUAUCUACCUUACCAGAGAACCCAUCAAGAGGCACUACGAGCAAAUCAAACUGGACGGUAUCAGUACCGUCAAGUGCACCUUCAGAUCUGCUAUCAAGGGGCUCAGGCACGCAUGGAGGAUCGUCCUUAUUGAGUGCAUCAGCUACACCACCCUCCUCGGCUUCUACCCGGGUAUCAUCCCCAGUGCUAUGAAGAUGGAGGUCGGCCGCAGGGUCAUGCUCAUCGGUAUUUUCCAAAUCAGUGAGACCUUCGGACGUGGUACGGCUGUGUUCAUCGACAACAAAUGGCUCCCAUGCAACAACCUUAACAGGAUCAUUGGUCUGGUUAUCAGCAACAUUGGUACGGCCGGAUUCCUCGUCUUAUGCACGAUCUACCACGACAACGCCUUUUUGGGUAACAUUGUCGUCAUCACCAUUGGUGUCAUUACCUUCGGAGCUGUCGGUGGAUACUGCAACUCGUUCUCUGACAAGAGCAUCGAAGGAGAGCUGCCACCCGAGCUCGAACGGGAAGUCAGAGUGUCUACCACCACGGUCUUCAGGAUCAUUGUCUCAUUCCUGUGCACUCUUGGUGGUUUCCUGUCGACUCUGUUGGUCAAGGCAUUCCCCGACCACACCGAGGCACUGAAAGCAGCGGCGGCGGCAGCAGCUGCAAAGGCGGGAGAGGCAGGUGCAGAUGUUGCAGCAAAAGCAGCAGCAGGGCUUUCGCAUUAA